Trichoderma aggressivum f. europaeum is the source of this 1005-nucleotide messenger RNA. RefSeq lists its product as uncharacterized. Gene Ontology annotation, molecular function: NADPH binding; oxidoreductase activity, acting on NAD(P)H. The transcript is spliced from 2 exons. NCBI's taxonomy places the organism in Eukaryota, Fungi, Ascomycota, Sordariomycetes, Hypocreales, Hypocreaceae. Bases 1 to 1005 code for a protein of 334 amino acids. The record is from RefSeq and is a predicted model, not a curated record.
AUGUCUCUGAUGAAAGCCGUUGAUAUCCGAGGUGGCACGGGUGAACGUGAUGCUCUCUUCAUCAAUGAUCAUACGCCCAAACCUACUCCCGGCAAAGGCCAGGCCCUCGUUAAGAUCAAAGCAUUUGGCAUUAAUCGCAUGGACAUUAUUCAGCGCCUCGGCGAAUAUCCUGUUCCUCCCCAGGCGCCAAAAACACUCGGUGUCGAAUUUAGUGGCAUCAUCGAGACAUUUGGCCCUGGAAAUCACAGUACCUUCAACAAAGGAGACGAAGUGCUCGGGCUAGCUUACGGUGGAGCUUAUGCUGAGUAUAUUGCAGUCAGUUCCAAGAUGCUCAUACACAAGCCGCAUGCUGUCAGCUGGGAGGAGGCGGCAGCGAUUCCUGAAACUUGGAUCACAGCCACGCAAUCUCUACAUAAAGUACUGGAAUUCACUAGCGGCAAGUCUAUUCUCUGGCAUGCCGGGGCCUCCGGUGUAUCGGUUGCAGGUAUACAGUUGUCGCGAUUGGCUGGCGCAUCUGCAAUUUAUGCUACAGCAGGGAGUGAUGAGAAGUGCGAGUUUGUGACAUCUCAGCUUGGCGCUACUGCCGCGUUCAAUUACAAGACACAAGACUGGGUUUCCGAAAUAAAAGAGGCUACUGGGGGAAAGGGAGUGGACUUUAUUAUUGACUAUGUUGGCGCAGACUACUUUCAGAAGAAUCUCGAUGUUGCGGCUCGUGACUGUCGCAUUGUGCUGCUGUGGCUGCUGAGCGGCGGCAAGGUUCCCGAUGCAGACAUCUCGCAGAUUCUGUUCAAGCGUAUCCGGAUUGAAGGCUCCACGUUGCGAAGCCGCGAUGAGGAAUAUCAGGGUGAGCUACGCGAUAAGCUUGAAACUUAUAUGCCAGAGUUUGAGGCGGGUAGACUCAAGAUUAUAAUAGACAAGAUACUAUCCUGGCAAGACAUUGUUGAGGCACACAAGUACAUGGAAGAAAAUAAAAGUUUGGGUAAAAUUGUUUGUACUAUUUCUUAA